Messenger RNA from Aspergillus nomiae NRRL 13137, 399 nucleotides. RefSeq names its product aegerolysin family protein. The coding region runs from base 1 to 399 and encodes 132 amino acids. The record is from RefSeq and is a predicted model, not a curated record. Lineage: Eukaryota; Fungi; Ascomycota; Eurotiomycetes; Eurotiales; Aspergillaceae. Gene Ontology annotation, biological process: symbiont-mediated hemolysis of host erythrocyte. The transcript has 2 exons.
AUGUCUUCCAAGAAGUGGGUCAGCAUCUGUCUUCUAAACACCAUGUCUUCCACCUUGAGUAUCCGGAAUGCUAGUCUCUCCUGGGGCAAGUGGCACGAGGAUGGAGACCAGGACAACGAGAUCUCGAACUCAGAGGUGGACAAUAAGACGGCCCGAUCAAAUGAGUCUGUUAAGAUCAAUUCAUGUGGCCGAGAAGGCUCGCCGUCUGGAACGAUGGGCGGUUUCGAAAUAUACGACGGUGAAACCAAGAUUGGCAAGAUCCACUGGGACUGCCCUUGGGGUGGAGAUAAUGAAUUUGUCGUCGAUGAACGGGACGAAGGAUACAUGGUCGAUGUCGGAUCGUGGAGCAGCCAGGAUGCCAUAGGCACCGUUCAGGUUGCAGUUGAUAAGUUGGACUGA